Molecule: messenger RNA, 2668 nt
Organism: Coffea arabica (coffee)
Lineage: Eukaryota; Viridiplantae; Streptophyta; Magnoliopsida; Gentianales; Rubiaceae
Molecular function (GO): protein binding
Source: RefSeq, a predicted model, not a curated record
CACCCCCACUAGAAAGGUGCUUAAUGGUGCAAAUUCUCCCCACGAUUUCAACUUUAUUGUUUAACCUCCACUACCACUAGGAUGGAGGAGCUCAUGGCCAACUUCGACCCGCAGUCAACUUCUAUCCGCUUUGGCGGUUGGGAGAAUCACGAUAUAGCUAACUGGCGGAAUGCUUAGUCUUAGGCUGCUGCUCCCAACAUUUUUCUUAAACUCAGAAUGAAGAAGCGUCACGAGCGAAAGCAUACCCUCUUAAAUAAUGGUGACUGGCCAAGUCUCGCAAUCGGCAGCUAAUCUUUUUCCAUUUCCCUCGGGUCAACAGCUGCGCAGGCAUUUAGGACUCGGGAGAAUCAUUAACCACUCGUGAAAAAGUUGGAAAUGGAUCACUUGCUCCAGAGCUUCGGUCUUGGUCAUUAUCCCCUCCAUUUGAAGACAAAGUCAAGAAACAUUUCUGAAUCCAAUCUCUUUCCAAAUAUAAAUAGAACUCUUAAAAAAAAAAGUACUAGGCAAGCAUGUUUAAUUAUAUUUUACCGAAUCUGUACGCUUCAUAAUUGCAAGCAGAAUGCCUUGUAAGCUAUCUAAAGACCAAUCACACCCAGAGGUUGAAUUAAUUCCGCACACUACCAUUUAACAGUGUGCAGCUUCAGCCAAAAAGCUCAUUUGCAUAUUACUCAGAAUUCACAAUGACAAAGGUGCUGAAUCCUAUAUGCACCUGGUGCCAAAGAAGGGCACUUCUGCUAAUCUUCAGUUUCUUCCUCUUCUCUGCCUCAUUGUUAACAUCUGAUGCUUGUCAUCCAGCGGACAAGGCAGCGCUGCUAGACUUCAAGAACAAGAUCACAUCAGACCCCUCAAAAUUGCUCCAUACAUGGGCUCCAGCAACAGAUUGCUGUAAAAGCUGGCACGGUAUCGCUUGUGACUCCUCUGGCAGAGUAGUGAACGUCUCUCGAUCUGGCCUUACUGGUGAUGACUUCAUACUCGAUACAUCCAUGUCCGGAACUUUAUCUCCUUUGCUUGCCAACAUCUCCUAUCUUCAAUUGCUCGACCUCAGCAACCUCAAGGAUUUGCAGGGUCACAUUCCUCCCGAAUUUGGCAAGUUAUCGCGCCUGACACAUCUUUUUCUCGAUUCAAACAAGAUUACGGGAUCCAUACCUGUUGCAUUGCGAUAUCUAUACAAGCUGAAGAAGCUAUAUCUCAGCGACAAUCAGCUAUCUGGUACUGUACCUUCACCUAUCUUUGAAUCUUUAACAUUGCUUUCAGAACUUGGGCUUUCAGGAAAUAGACUGUCCGGUCCAAUACCGUCUUCUAUUGGCAAGUUAGUUUCACUGACUAAGCUUGACAUUUUCCAAAACAGCUUCUCUGGUAGUAUUCCAGAAAGUCUUGGAAAUCUCAAGGAUCUAGAGUAUGUUGAUUUUUCGUAUAACCAAUUGACUGGAAAGAUACCAGAAUCAAUUGGUGGCCUCUCCAAUUUAGUGCUGUUAUAUGCAAAUCAUAAUCAGCUUAGUGGAAGCAUUCCUCCUUCUAUCUCUGGACUCUAUUCAUUACAGUUUUGCCGUUUAUCAGACAACACGUUAACUGGCAGCAUCCCAGCAUCAAUUGGCAAUCUUCGGAAUAUUCAAAGACUGAUCUUUGAGAACAACAGGCUUACUGGGAAACUACCUGCAACUAUAGGACAUCUUGCUGGUCUUACAGAUAUAUUCUUCUCCAAUAACAUCUUCACAGGAAAGAUCCCAUCAAGUUUUGGCAAUCUGCGAAACUUACAGACGCUAGAUUUGUCACGAAACCAACUCAGUGGUCCGAUCCCUCCACAGGUAGCUCAAUUGCAGAGAUUACAGUCGUUGGACCUGUCAUUUAAUCCUCUUGGACUAGUGAGCAUACCCAAUUGGUUCCAAGAAUUAAAGGUAUUUCGCCUCUUGUUGGCUAAAACAGGUCUCCAAGGACAGCUUCCACAAUGGUUGGCUUCAUCAUCACUGUCAACUCUGGAUUUAUCAGACAAUGCACUGACAGGGAAAUUGCCCAAUUGGAUAGGAAACAUGACAAACCUCUCCUAUCUGAAUUUAUCGAAGAAUGCAUUCCACUCUUCAAUUCCGGAGGAAUUCAAGAAUCUCUCCCUUCUGAUGGAUCUUGAUCUUCACUCCAACAAAUUCUCGGGAGGGCUGAAAACCAUUUUGUCGAAACAUUUCCAAGAUCCACUUGGGCGCUAUAACUCCAUUGAUCUUUCCUACAAUCUAUUUAGUGGUUCCAUGGAGGAGGCCAUUGGAGACGAACCGUCAUUAGCUUCCCUUGUUAUCCUAAUUCUGUCGCACAAUCGACUAGAAGGGUCCAUACCGAAGUCACUAGGAAAAUUAAGUGGACUGAUGACUUUACUGCUAUCGCAUAACUAUUUGAGUGGUGAAAUCCCGGAAGAAGUUCUGAAUCUAAAAUCGCUCCAAGAAUUUGACGUCGCUGGGAACAAGCUAAGUGGAAGAAUUCCUGCUCACAACGCCACCAUCCCAAAGACUGCAUUUUUAGGCAAUCCUGGCUUGUGUGGAGCUCCACUACCUCCUUGCAAGCACUCCUAAUUAUGCAUCCCUCAGAGAUCAUCCUUACUGUUACAUUUUGUGGUUUUUUAAAUUUAUACACUACUAUAUAAUUCAUUGGAAACCAGUGUACGUUUCGAAGGCAACAUACUUGA